This is a messenger RNA of Lampris incognitus (smalleye Pacific opah), 3955 nucleotides long. RefSeq names its product phospholipase B1, membrane-associated-like. The record is from RefSeq and is a predicted model, not a curated record. The coding region runs from base 70 to 3378 and encodes 1102 amino acids. Gene Ontology annotation, molecular function: glycerophospholipase activity. Gene Ontology annotation, biological process: phospholipid metabolic process. The transcript has 42 exons. NCBI's taxonomy places the organism in Eukaryota, Metazoa, Chordata, Actinopteri, Lampriformes, Lampridae.
GUUCGACAGAAAGGAAGAGAACGACGGAUCAGACCCAGAAGGACACUCACUGCCAUCAGUAGACAUAGGAUGUGUUCGCCACUGGUUAUACUGGUGCUGCUGGGAGUCUUAUGGACACCAGUCACUACGCUGAUUUGCCCCGAGAUUUCCCCUUCACCAUCUGCCCCUCAUACCGUGAACAGUGUCAGGCCCUCAGAUGUGGCGGUGCUGUCAUCGAUCGGACUUCAUAGACACAGCAGUGAGCUGUCCAGCGUGGCAUCAAGACUCCAGGAGCUGAUGACUCUUUUCAACCCUGCGCUGACCAGUCCCUCGUUGCACAAGACAAACCUGUACUCCGAUGAAUUUGUGCAACCCAGGACGCUGGUGGAGCAAGCCGAAGAACUGUCUCUCUACCUGCACAGCGACCAGGCCGCUGAUAUGGAGGGAGAAUGGAAGCUGGUGCUUCUCUUUGUUCAGGUGGAUCAGCUCUGUGUCUUUGAGGACCACCAAAUUGAGCCGGCUGUCAGCUCGGCCCUUCGGGAGGUGGAGCGUGCUCUGCAGCUGCUGCAUUCUGAGCUGAAGCAUGCCAUCGUCAGCGUUGCAGUUUGGGACGGAGAGUACGACGCCUACCACCACAACAGAAUGUGUCCAUGUAUGGAAACAAACAGUGAGGGAGAACUCAGACUUCUGAGGCCCGUGCUUAUUCAGGUCCUGCAGGAGUCCUUGGAUGACCACCUGGUAAAAAAGAAGUGGUAUGGCGACAGAGAUGACUUCACUGUCAUUCUGCAGGACACACCUUUCAUCACGGACCCGGCCUCUAUGGCUAGUGGCAGCGCUCCAUCUGAGUCACAAGCGCGGCGCCAAAUUGACAACAUGUUGGUACAGAUGUGGGCAAACUUGCUGCAGCCCGCACGUGAGGAACACAACACACAGAACAAUGACGUGGUCCUCACAGUGCCAUGUCCCAGCGAGAACCGGCCUUUCUUAAGGACGGAGGGAAACUCUCCUUCGUAUCGCCACAGUGAUGCCUCUCCUCUGGUCCACCCAAUCACAGGCACAGUGCUACCCUGUGUGGACCUCCAACCUUCAAACUCCACACCCACCUCAGUGCACGCUCUGCGCCCUGGAGAUGUCAAGGUGGUGGCGGCUGUGGGAGACUCUCUGACUGCGGGCAACGGCAUUGCAUCCAACCCAAACGAUGUCAUCGAUGUGCUGCGUCAGUACAGGGGCUUAUCCUGGAGCAUUGGCGGAGAUGAAAACCUCACCACUGUCACCACUCUGCCCAACAUCUUGAAGCACUUUAACCCUCGUCUGACCGGCUACUCUGAGGGCAUGGGCAAAGAGCACACGCCUCAGUCCUUCCUCAACCAGGCCGUCGCAGGACAAAGGAGCAGGGAUAUGCCGGCACAAGUACGAGCCCUGGUGAAAAGGAUGAAGAAUGACUCGCGCAUCAGUUUUGAAUCUGACUGGAAGGUCAUCACCGUCUUUAUAGGUGGCAACGACAUGUGCGACUUCUGCUUCAAUUCUCUGUAUUUCUCUGCAGAGAACUACGUGCGGCACAUCCGCGAUGCCCUUGAUUACCUCCACAAAGAAGUCCCACGGGCCUUUGUUAACCUUGUGGAGCCUCUUUACAUUACCCCGCUGAGAGAAAUGCACGUGGACCCCUCACUUAAAUGCCCCACCUGGCUGGUCAAUAUUAUCUGUCCUUGCGUCAUCUCGCCUAAGGCGGGCUCGAGAGCUCUUCACCUGGUGGAGGAGAUGAACAGAGGCUACCAGCGCUCCAUUAAUGAGCUUGUGAACUCUGGCCGGUACGAUACCCGCUCAGACUUCACUGUGGUCACCCAGCCGUUCUUCAGGGAUAUUUUCGUCCCGAAGCUGCAGGACGGCCGGCCGGAUCGCUCCUUCUUCAGCGCUGACUGCUUCCAUCUCAGCCAGAGGGCACAGACCAUCAUGGCUCGCUCCCUCUGGAACAACAUGCUGGAGCCUCUGGGUUUCAAAACUACCAAAGAGAACUUUACCAGUCAAGUCGCUUUGAAAUGUCCAUCCAAGACCUUGCCAUAUAUUCGGACCUACCUCAACAGCAAUUACACAUAUGAAGGCCCCUCACCAACGCCUGGACCCGUCAAAAACUGGGGAAGUGACUUCUCCUGCGUGGACCUUGCACCAUCUGUCUCUGUCCCAACCUCAGCUCACAAGCUGCGACCAGGAGACAUCAAGGUGGUGGCGGCCCUGGGUGACUCCCACACCGCGGGCACCGGUGCCAAGGCAAAGAACCUGUUUCAGCUCAAGACGGAGUACAGGGGAGUCUCGUGGAGCAUCGGAGGAGAUGGGACUCUGGACACAGUCACAACACUACCAAACAUCCUGAAGAAGUUCAACCCAUCUCUCCAGGGCUUUUCCAAGGGCCAGAUCUCAAGACAGAAGGGCUUCAACAUGGCCGUGUCUGGAGCUAAGAUCUUGGAGAUCCCAGCACAAGUUAAAGCGCUCAUCAAGGCCAUGAGGGAAAAUAAGAAGGUGGAUUUUGAAAAAGACUGGAAACUUGUGACAGUAUUUGUUGGCGGAAAUGAUCUUUGCAGCUACUGCACCGACCAAAAUAACCUGUCACCCAAGAAUUACAGCGCCAAUCUUAUGCUCAGUUUGGACAUACUUUAUGAAGAGGUCCCAAGGGUAUUGGUUAAUGUUGUCGAGAUUGGACAGAUAGAUCCACUGAGAACGAUUAAGAAAAAUAGCUUGGGUUGCACCCUCCUUCAGAGGUUUGUCUGUCCCUGCCUCAUGCAUGCCGAGGAAAAUUCGCCAGAGCUCGAGGAGCUUAAACGUAUCAACCAGCUGUACCAGAUGGAGACUCAACGUCUCAUCUCCGGAGGUCGCUACGACGGACGAGUGGACUUCACGGUUGUCCUUCAACCCUAUUUACGCAAUUUGUUUGUCCCAUACAUAGGCGAAGGCGUGGCUGACGUGAGUUUCUUCUCGUUGGACUGUUUCCACAUCAGCGAGCGAACGCACGCGGAGAUGGCCAUCGGCCUCUGGAAUAACAUGUUGGAGCCAGAGGACAGAAAGCAGGUCUACAAUAACUUCACUUAUGACCGCUCCAAGAUUCGCUGCCCCUCUGAGGCUCAUCCCUUCAUCUUUACCAAGAUCAACAGCCUCCCAAGUCCACCUGUGAGCAUCACCACUGCUGCUCCGGAGCUACACAGUACCAGUAGCUCCAGCCCUCUGCCAACGCUCCCUGCACCCAAGUGUCCCUCCGCUCUGCCUGUGUGGGUGCCAGUGGUUGCAGCAAUCUCUAGCUUACUGGUUGGCAUUGCCGCUGCCUGGCUAUUUCUCUCCCGUAGACAAAUAAAAGAAAAGAAAAAGAAAAAUGAGGAUAGAACAUUCGAAACGAAAGCCGCUGGUUUUUAAUGGAAUGGUUAAUGCAAAUGUAUGCCGGCUCGCAUACUCGCAUACACAAACGAAAUGAAAAUCACAUCCCAUUAAAAGCCACCCAGGGCUUCCCAAAUAUUUCUUUUGCUGCAACCCACCCACAGAGAUGCUUUUUGGCCCAGGACCCACUGAAUACUUUGUACAGUGAAAUAAUAAAAUUCUCAUUACUUGUCAAAAAGGAAGAGGAUUAACAAUCCUUUCCGUGUGGUUUAUCAAUGCAGUUUUCCUCUUUUCGGUCUUCAGUCACGAUCGGAUGAAACCGAUAAGGCGUGUCAACCUCAAACACUUCGGCAUACAAUUCAACCAUUGCAUUGUUUGCAUUGACUAACAGUAUGAAAAUAAAUGUCUUUUCUUUAUUUUCUCUACAUUUAAAUUCUGUCUGUAAACAAACUCUAAUUUAAUGUAUAUAAAGUAUGGACUUUUUUGAUUUUUUUUUUAGAUAUUGUAGUGAAAUUGUGAACUGUUUCAUGCAAGUAAUUUUCCACUUUAAAUACAGCAUUCUCUAUUUAUUGUAACAAUAAAAUGUUUGCUAUACUCAUUUGUCUCAAUGUUCACC